AAUCAAUUCAAACUCUACAUCUUCCACCACAGUUAUCUAGUUCCAAUAUUCAUUGCUCCAUGUUUCCCACGCCAAAGCCAAACUCUACAUCUUCCUCUUCCCCUCUUGCUUCUGCAGUGCCAGAGUUGGUUCACUCAUCUAAAUCAAUUCACCACCUAUUUGCUUUAAUUUCUUCUCUCCCUGUAAACAUAAUCACCUUCUUUGUUCUCUCAAACCACUUCCCUUUGCAAUUGAGUACUUGCAUAUUUUGUGGAAAAUGAAAAGGAAGCAAAGUCAGGGUAAUGGUAGUCCAUCUCAAAUACUAGCAACAAAACAAGGCACACCACCACCAUCACAACCAGAAACAGAAACAGUCAUGGAUCUUAUUCAUGUGGGUGAGGACAAUGAAAAUAACAGAGCUAUAUCUUCUGAUCUUGAGAAAAAUGAAGUUGCCCCAUUUUCAAAGAAGAAGAAGAAGUCUAAAGUUUGGGAUGAUUUUCAAUUGAUUGAAGCACAUUUGAAUGAUGAUGGUUUGGAAAGAGACAUGGCAACCAGCAUGAAGGCUAAAUUUGAGAAGUACUGGGAUUCUUAUAGCCUUAUUCUUACUUUUGCCAUAAUUUUGGAUCCUCGUUAUAAGUUAUCUUUUGUGACAUAUUGUUACAAGAUACUAAAUAAGGAAACAUACACUGCCAAGGUCAGUCAUGUUACUGAUAGAUUGUAUCAACUUUAUAAUGAAUAUGCAAUGGAGGGUAGUAAGUUGGAAAGUGCAAAUAAUGCCACAAUGCCUACAACUACUGUGACUGAAGUUGUUGGUAAUAAAGAUCGAUUAAUGGAGGGCUUUGAAAAUUUUGAUAUGAAAAAAGUGCACACCUCUCAAUUACGUCAAUACUUGGAGGAAGGUAGGCAAUCACACCGACAACCUUUAGAUAUCCUUGAGUUUUGGAAAAAAAAUGAAAAGCGUCUUCCAAACUUGGCUAGAAUGGCAAGAGACAUUCUCUCUAUCCCAAUUACAACUAUAGCUAGUGAAUCUGCUUUCAGCAUGGGUGGGCAUGUCUUGACAAAAUUAAGAGGUUCUCUUUUACUAGAAAAUGCAGAGGCUUUGAUAACAAGCCGCACUUGGUUGAAUGGAUUUCAAAAGGAAGGUGACAACACUGCUACUGGUCAUGCUGAAGAUGAGGUGCUGGGAUAUGAAUAUCAAUUUAGUGGAAGUUCUGCUGUUGCUAAUAACUAGUGAGCUUGGAAUGGAAAUAUUAUCUUAAGGAGAAGUUUCAACAUUUGGAUUAGAGAUUAUGUGAUUUCAAACUAGUGACUUCAAAGUUCAAAUUUUAUAUUUUGUGAAAUUUUAAUAAUUUUAGUUUAGUACAAUUAUUUUUUAUUUCUUGAAUGACAAUUUGGUAUUGUUAGAUAAAGUAUUGUUAUGACU
Rubroshorea leprosula is the source of this 1402-nucleotide messenger RNA. The record is from the annotation of a GenBank genome assembly. Lineage: Eukaryota; Viridiplantae; Streptophyta; Magnoliopsida; Malvales; Dipterocarpaceae.